Molecule: messenger RNA, 1179 nt
Organism: Ictalurus furcatus (blue catfish)
Lineage: Eukaryota; Metazoa; Chordata; Actinopteri; Siluriformes; Ictaluridae
Gene: cldc1
Product: C-type lectin domain containing 1
Exons: 6
Coding region: 219-1016 (265 amino acids)
Source: RefSeq, a predicted model, not a curated record
CUGGCAGGACAUCUUGAGGGGGGAGCUAAAGGAACUGGAAAGGCAUCGAGAAGCCCAGCCUUCUCAAAGCAUUUUCUUAUUUAAAGCUGCAAUUUGAAGGAAUUUGCUAUUUGAAUCAAAACCCUGCUGAAAGGAGGACGCAGUGACCGUAAAGGAUUAUAUGAUUGCAUUUAUACUCUGAUCGUGUUUAAGGACUUCAGAGAACUAGGCAUUUAAUCAUGGAGGAGAACUACAGCAGCCUACAGGAGUUCACAGAGGAUACCCACACAGCCAGUGGAAACAACCCAAUACUCCACACAUCACACAACGGACAAGCUGGUUUUGUUAAAAGAGCGGAGUGUUUGAGGAGACGGAUGGUGAUUUUCCUGAUCAUCACACUGCUCAUUUCGUUUUGUGGUAACAUAGCACUGACUGUUUUCUUGGUUAAAAGGAAACCCAGCAGCCCCCCCAGCAUGGUGACCACAGAAAGUCCUCUCUCUGAAGCAAGCAUUCAGUCUCUGAAACUGUCGUCCCUGCAGGAGCGCUUCUCCCGCCUCUGCUCUGAUUACACCACUCUUGGAAAGACCUGUUCAGCAGAGGUGAAGCAGUGCAUGCCGUGUCCUGAUGGCUGGAGACAUGUAGAGGAGAAGUGCUACUUCUUCAGCGAUGACAAACUAGACUGGAUCAGGAGCAAGGAGAGCUGUGCAUCUAUGGACAGCCAACUAACAAUACUUCACACGCAUGAGCAACAUCUUGUUCUGGAGAAAAUAGCCCGCAGUUUGAGUGGGUAUGACUACUAUUUCUGGAUCGGCCUGUCAGAUAUUGAAGAUGAAGGCGUGUGGAAAUGGGUGGACAACACACUAGUCAAUACAACGUACUGGAACGAAUGGGACGGAGAGCCUAAUAAUCACCAGUCCGGAGGGCUUCAUGGCGAGGAUUGUGCCGUGCUGAAUUCUCACUCUAAAUCCUGGUUUGACGUGCCUUGUGACCACAUCUACAAACACAUCUGUGAGAUGGAUGCCAUCACUGUAAACUGAUUCACUGUGCCAUUAUAAAGUUAGAAAUGAAAUAGUACUCUGAAAACUUUUAAACUUUUAAACUUUUUAGAAAAAUGAAAAAAACGUUGUACUGUGUAUACUUCUGAAUGUGUUCUUUUGUACCUUUGUGCUUAUCUUCUAAAAAUAAAGCGAUUUGACAGAA